This is a messenger RNA of Amaranthus tricolor (Joseph's coat), 2013 nucleotides long. Its product is annotated as glucose-6-phosphate/phosphate translocator 2, chloroplastic-like. The transcript is spliced from 4 exons. Gene Ontology annotation, biological process: transmembrane transport. Gene Ontology annotation, molecular function: triose-phosphate transmembrane transporter activity; antiporter activity; phosphoglycerate transmembrane transporter activity. Bases 387 to 1595 code for a protein of 402 amino acids. NCBI's taxonomy places the organism in Eukaryota, Viridiplantae, Streptophyta, Magnoliopsida, Caryophyllales, Amaranthaceae. The record is from RefSeq and is a predicted model, not a curated record. Gene Ontology annotation, cellular component: Golgi apparatus; membrane.
ACCCAACAGCUGGUACCAACCUUUUCGUAUGUCUGACGAGCCGACUUAACCGUAAACGUCAAAUAUUUCUCUUUUUUACACAUUUUUGAUUCUACUAUUCAAACCCAAGACCCAUAUUUCCAUUUUUCAAUAGUCAAAAUUCUACAAUUAUCUUUUCAUUUCUCUAUAUAAACCCUCCUUUAAAAUUGCAUUCCCCAAACCAUUCUCUAAAACCCACCCUAGAAAAAAAAUAACCAUCUUAGAAUUCAAGAAAAUUCUAAGAACCCAUAAAAAUCUAACCUUUAUUUGGAAAUUUUUGAGCCUAAAAAGCUUCAUUCUUUGAUUCAAAGUUCACUUUUUUGUUUAAAGAUUCAAUCUUUUUGCUUUAAAUUAAGAUUUUACACAAAAUGUUUACUACAUUACAUCAACCAAUACAAACCCAAUCAAUAAUCAAACUUUCUAUUCAAAAAUCUGCAUUUCCUAAAGCAGAACAAUGCCCUGUUCCUUCAUUUCCUUCUAAAAAGCCUGAAAUUUCCACCAUUUCUAUCACAAAACCUCUGCAUGUUUCAGCCAAUUCAAUUUCUUUGGUUAGACAAAGGAAAUCUUUGGUUGAAUGUAAUGCAUAUGAAGCUAAUCGUUCCCAACCUAUUGAUAUUAAUAUUGAGUUACCAAGUGAGGCAGCUCAAAAGGUUAAAAUUGGUAUAUAUUUUGCUACAUGGUGGGCUUUGAAUGUGGUUUUUAAUAUCUAUAAUAAGAAGGUUUUAAAUGCUUUUCCUUACCCUUGGUUAACUUCUACACUUUCUCUUGCUGCUGGGUCUCUUAUGAUGUUGAUUUCUUGGGCUACUCGGGUUGCUGACCCACCCAAGACUGAUUUGGAGUUUUGGAAGACAUUGCUUCCUGUAGCAGUGGCUCAUACAAUUGGGCAUGUAGCAGCAACUGUUAGUAUGUCUAAAGUUGCAGUUUCUUUCACUCAUAUCAUCAAAAGUGGUGAACCAGCAUUCAGUGUGUUGGUUUCAAGGUUCUUGUUGGGUGAAACUUUCCCUAUGCCAGUUUACUUGUCACUUAUUCCAAUCAUUGGUGGUUGUGCACUUUCUGCUCUCACUGAGCUCAAUUUUAACAUGACUGGGUUUAUGGGAGCUAUGAUCUCCAAUUUGGCUUUUGUAUUCCGGAACAUAUUCUCAAAGAAAGGGAUGAAUGGGAAAUCAGUUAGUGGGAUGAACUACUAUGCUUGCCUCUCAAUGUUGUCUCUUCUGAUCCUUACACCCUUUGCAAUUGCUGUGGAGGGACCUCAAGUAUGGGCUGCUGGAUGGCAGACUGCAAUCUCUCAAAUUGGACCAAACUUCGUAUGGUGGGUAGCAGCUCAAAGCAUAUUCUACCAUUUAUACAAUCAAGUGUCAUACAUGUCUUUGGAUCAAAUUUCUCCCCUGACUUUUAGUGUCGGAAACACGAUGAAGCGAAUCUCGGUUAUAGUCUCAUCCAUAAUCAUUUUCCACACUCCUAUUCAGCCCAUCAAUGCUUUAGGAGCUGCCAUUGCGAUCCUUGGAACUUUCCUCUAUUCACAGGUAAAACAAGUUAAAUAUUCAAGCUUGAAUGUUGUAUUUUACAAUGAAGUAUAAAUAUACAUAUAUUGAUCGAUCAAAAGCUUUUCGAAAAAAUGAUGAUCGAAUGGACAUGCUUACGAGAAAGCUAAACUGGUUUCUGAACUUUGUUUUGCAGGCAAAACUUUAAGGCAAUAGAAGCUUAUAAGGGACUAGUAAGGAAUGUGAAUUAGUGAAAGCGAAGGAAUCAAAAUCUUGAUGAUCGCUUCCUUAAGAUAUAAAUCAACAUCGAAUAUGAAUAUAUUGAAACCAGAUUAGCGAAAGGUCGUGUUUACACCCGAAGUUUAAUCUUUUUGGGUAGAUUAUCGUAUGUAUGUUAAAUCGUUCAUGUUUUGGCUCCGCAAGUUUCUUGAAAUGCUGUGUAUAUUUAGUCCUUGAAACCGAGAUCUUUGUAUAAAAUCUUGUGGAAAUGGAAAUGACAAAUUUUGAGCUCUAA